Molecule: messenger RNA, 1338 nt
Organism: Gekko japonicus
Lineage: Eukaryota; Metazoa; Chordata; Lepidosauria; Squamata; Gekkonidae
Gene: CROT
Product: carnitine O-octanoyltransferase
Exons: 12
Cellular component (GO): peroxisome
Molecular function (GO): carnitine O-octanoyltransferase activity
Source: RefSeq, a predicted model, not a curated record
CUUUAAGACCAACAAAGUUUUAUUCAAGAUUAUGAAUAUGGAAAACCAAGUGACUGAUACUUCUGAAGAGCGUACGUUCCAGUAUCAGAGAACUCUUCCUUCACUUCCAGUUCCUGCUCUUGAUGAAUCUUUAAAGAAAUACCUUGACUCAGUAAAGCCUUUCCUAAACGAAGAAGAAUAUCAGCAAACCGAGAGCAUAGUAAAAGCUUUUGAAAAUGGGAUUGGAAAGGAGCUGCAGCAAAAAUUACUUGAAAGAGCUAAAGUAAAGCGAAAUUGGCUGGAGGAAUGGUGGCUGAAGGUGGCCUAUCUUGAGGCCCGUGUACCAACACAGAUUUUUCAUAAUUUUGGAGGUCCAGGCCCUUACCUUGAACACUACUGGCCAGUGAAGGAAGGUACUCAGAUUGAAAGAGCAAGCAUGAGUACAUGGCAUACUUUGAAAUUCUGGGAACUAUUGAGAACGGAAAAAUUCCGUGUACAUAGAUCUGGUAAUGUGCCUCUGGACAUGAAUCAGUUCCGAAUGUUGUUUUGCACAUGCAAGAUUCCAGGAAUUACUCAAGACUGCAUUGUCAAUUAUUUCAGGACAGAGAGUGAAGGAGAAUGCCCAUCUCAUCUGCUAGUGCUAUGUCAAGGUCGGAUUUUUACAUUUGAUGCUGUGCAUGGUGGUCAUAUGUUGAGCCCACCAGAGAUUUCCAGGCAACUUACUUACGUCCAAAAGAGGUGCUACAAUGAACCAGAGGGGCCAGGAUUAGCUGUCUUAACCUCUGAGGAGAGAACCCGGUGGGCACAGAUACGUGACUAUCUUAUUAACCUGGAUCCAAGAAACCUGUCCCUUUUGGAAAAAAUACAGACUAGCGUGUUUGCCAUCUGUCUGGAUGAAGCAAGUCCUCAGGCUACACCUGAAGAUUAUACAGAGGUCACCAAGUUGGCACUAGCAGGAGAUCCAACGACACGCUGGGGAGACAAAUCCUAUAACUGCAUCACGUUCUCAAACGGGGUAUUCGGCUCUCACUGUGAUCAUGCUCCUUUCGAUGCCAUGGCUGUGGUAGCGCUCUGUUCGUACAUUGAUCAAAAGGUUGUUGAAUCAGAGGGAAGGUGGAAGGGAUCAGACAAAGUGCGCGAUAUUCCUUGGCCCGAGGAACUUGUUUUCAACUUGGACCAGAAAAUGCUAAAUGACAUUGCUUGCGCUAAGGAGCAGUAUUACAAGCAGGUCUCUGACAUACAACUCGUGAAUUAUGCCUUCACAUCCUUUGGCAAAUCACUAAUCAAGAAGCAGAAGCUUCAUCCUGAUACAUUUGUUCAGCUUGCGCUCCAGCUGGCCCAUUAUAAACUUCAUGGACA